CACGACGACCAUCGCCAUCCGCCGCCCAACGCCAACCACCAAAUCGCCGACACUACUGCACCGACCUGAACACCCUUGACGCCAAGUUUGAACCCAUCUCGCGAAGUGGGAGACCCUUAUUUCGCUGUUCAUCGCCGCCAUGGCGGCCUCCGACGACCUGAUUGAUUUCGACAUCAUCGAAAACCAGAAGGAGAACAUUCAAUCUCUACCAGGGGGCCGAUCUGCCCGGGAACUAGCCCGUAUCUUCAGCCCGCGGGAGACCACAGACAAGCUCGCUGUCCCAUCGCCAAACGAGACUAAAACUGUCAAUGAUGCUAUCAGACAAGAAUACGAGGCGGAGCUGCAGGCUAUUGACGAGUCGGACGACCCCCUCGAUGUCUACGAUCGAUAUGUGAAGUGGACACUCAACGCCUACCCCUCGGCCCAGGCCACUUCAGAAUCAGGUCUUCUCCCUCUCCUGGAACGCGCCGUGAAGCACUUCCUCUCCUCAGCUCACUACAAGAACGACCCCCGCUACCUGCGCUUAUGGUUGCAGUACAUCAGACUUUUCUCGGAUUCACCGCGAGAGACAUUCGCAUUCUUGGCGCGCCACCGCAUCGGUGAGAACCUUGCCUUGUUUUAUGAGGAGUUCGCAGCCUGGCUCGAAGGGGCGGGAAGAUGGACACAGGCAGACGAAGUCUACCACCUGGGGAUCGAUCGGGAGGCUCGGCCAGCAGAACGGCUGGCCCGCAAAUACCGCGAGUUUCAGCAUCGGUACGAGCAACGGACGCAAGACAAUGGCCCCUCGUCUCCGGCCUUGCCCGCCGUCCGCCCAGCCUUGGCUGCCAAGGUUGAUCCUUUUGCGUCGGCUACACCCGCCUCGCCUGAUCCGCAGGCCGAGCGCCCGGCACCCGCGCGGAGUGCCGCCCCGAAGACGAAGUCCGGCAAACCGAAGAUGGCCAUCUUCUCUGAUGCUGGCGCAGCGAGCCAGCCGGCGGUCAGUGGACCGGCGCAAGGGUGGGACAACAUCGGAUCGCUGCAUGAUCGACGCAAGGAGAACAAGGUGGAAGCGAAACCGUGGGCGGGAGAAACGUUGAAGGCCGGAAAAAAGCCCGUGCCGAAGGAGAAGAUGACGAUAUUCAGGGAUGAGUCAAAAUCCAAAAUCCAAGUCAAACAAGACACUCCAGAUUCAGUUCCAGAGCACCGUGUAAGGGAAGCGAUCAACCCACGUACCGGACGCCGAGAACGCGUCUUCGUCAACCUCGAUGCUGUAUAUCCUGAAUAUAAGAAUCCCAACCAUGAAGUUAGCUUCGAGGAGCUCAGAGCGAUCAACCGGGGGUGGAUGAAGAAGGAUUGGCGGGUGCGCAAGGCACCGCUCAGGGAGAUUCCUGGCAAUGCUAAUGCUGAAAUUGCCCCGGAAAAUCCGCUCGAAGUCGGCAUAGAGAAUGAACUGCCUGCAGAAUUCAAGCAGAAACUGACCGUGAAGGAUAGAGAUACUCAUGCGCAGGAACAGGCUGGAGCAAAUACGGUCCAGGAGAACAAAGCCAAGGCACGAAAAAUGAAAAUGCGCGAGGUCAAGCAAGAAACUCAGACGAUUAAAAUGAAGUUCGACUCUCCGACAGGAGGAAAGAUUCGUCGCAAAAGCACCGCCGAGCCUACCAUGACCAUUCACACACGGGCUGCGACUGAUGAGAUCUAUAGUAUAUUUAAUCAGCCUCUGAAGGCAGAGACUGAUCAAGCGGCCGAAAGUGACUUCGAUGAUGAUGAUUACACUAGUGCUGGGGAGAGUACUGUGACGGGGCAUAUUUCCGCAGCUUCGAGCGAUUUUGGCGACGAUGAAACAACAACCUUCCACAAGUCCUUUGACGAAGAUGGUUUCGAGGAUAACACACGGGCCGAAAGUGUUAUCGAUGGUGAAUGGACCCAAUUCUCCGCUUGUGACGUCCCUGACUCACACACGUCUCAUUCACUCGCUGAUGAACGUCCGUCAUACGGCGGGAGAGAGAACGAAGAAGAGCAGUUGGACGAAAACUCCGGUGUUGAGCAGCCUGAGAGACAACGAUUUGUACCAGAAAUGCCCGAGGAUUACGUUGCGCCCUACGGCACUUACCGAGAUCCUGCAAUGGUAGCUCAGAACCGCUUGCCAUUUAUGACACCCAUCGUUGAGCAGACGGAGUACUCUAUUUCGAUGACAGCAGCCAGAGCCCAGAUGUAUAAUGCGAAGACACCUUCCAAACCCCAGAUGGGCAACCUCUUGUCGAGCCCGCUGCUUGCUACCACGCCUUACCAUGAGGACCACUUUGCUGAUAUCCCUGAGGAUGUGACCAUUUGCCCGAAUGUGGAUGAAGUGCGGUCGAGCAUGAGACUAACACCCUUGAGUGAGAGCAGUCGCCAGGAGCCUGUUAUCGCGCAAUUGCAAUGCAGUCCCACGAACAAAGACAUUCGCAACACAAUUCUUCGAUCUCUACAGCCACCACUAGCCUCUUACUCAGGCUACCACAACCACCCGCAGAUGGUAACCCAUUACGGCUCAGAGGUCCAGAGAUUUUUCAAGGCGAAUAGUAAGCGUGGGAGGAGUGGGGAUGAAGCGGCUUUUGACUUGCCUAUUCUUGAACUUCCAGGUGCCGACAGAAGUUAUAUCAUCCGACGUGAACUUGGUGCUGGAGCUUAUGCCCCUGUAUACUUCGCCGAAAGCAUCGAAGGGCUACCGUCCGACUCGGAGAACGAAUCAACAGAAAACUCCAGCAGAGAUUCCCGCAACAAGACCAUUUCCAGCUACAACACCCCGCGAUAUGGGUUUGAGGCCCUCAAAUUGGAGGUUGGCCCACCGAGUGAAUGGGAAUUUUACAUGAUUCGAACUGCACACGACCGCUUGACACGAAACCCUGAGCUAUCUCGCGCCACAGACAGCAUCAUUCGUGCUCACGAGCUUCAUGUAUACAAGGGCGAAAACAUCCUGGUGGAAGACUAUCGUGGUCAGGGAACAAUUUUGGAUCUGGUCAACCUCGUCCGCCACGAACCCAUCUCAACAACCACCAACAGUGAGUGUGGAUUGGACGAGGUGCUUGCCAUGUUCUUCACGGUUGAACUCUUCCGGACCGUUGAAGCUCUGCACUCAUGCGGUAUCUUGCACGGAGACAUUAAAGCGGACAACUGUCUUGUCCGUCUCGACGACAAGCCCGCCUUGUCUCCCACGCUGAUCGACUUGGGCAAUGACUAUUCCGACCCGCGCGAAGUGUACUAUUCCCCCAAGGGUCACCACGGCUGGUGCAACAAGGGUCUCUCCCUGAUCGACUUUGGCCGCGGUAUUGACAUGCAGGCGUUCUCCCCGUCGGUCCAAUUUCUCGCCGACUGGGACGUCGGGAAACACGAGUGCAACGAGAUCCGCGAGGGCCGACCCUGGACCCACCAGAUCGAUCUGUACGGACUGGCCGGGACGAUCCACGUGAUGCUCUUCGGCAAGUACAUCGAAUCGAUGCCCGUCCGCCGCAGCGAGGGCGCCUCCUCCGACUCGGACAGUCCCGACUCCUCGACCACGCGCACCUACCGCAUCCGCGAGUCCCUCAAACGCUACUGGGAGCGCGAGAUCUGGACCGACGUCUUCGACCUCCUCCUCAACCCCGGUGCAGAGCGCUGGGUCAACGUCGAGCGCGAGAACCCAAACCCCGCCGCCAGCACGUCGACCGGACCCAUCCUGCCCGUAACGAACUCGAUGAGACUUCUGCGCGAGCGAAUGGAAGCCUGGCUCCUGCUGAACGCAGAGAAGAAGGGCCUAGGUCUGCAGAUCCGUAAAUUGGAAGCGAUCUUCGCUGAGCGUAAGAAGCGUCUGGAGAAGGUCUAA
Aspergillus homomorphus CBS 101889 is the source of this 3820-nucleotide messenger RNA. RefSeq names its product putative checkpoint protein kinase (SldA). Gene Ontology annotation, molecular function: protein kinase activity; ATP binding. Gene Ontology annotation, biological process: mitotic spindle assembly checkpoint signaling; protein phosphorylation; meiotic sister chromatid cohesion, centromeric. The record is from RefSeq and is a predicted model, not a curated record. The transcript has 3 exons. NCBI's taxonomy places the organism in Eukaryota, Fungi, Ascomycota, Eurotiomycetes, Eurotiales, Aspergillaceae. Bases 140 to 3820 code for a protein of 1226 amino acids.